Molecule: messenger RNA, 4188 nt
Organism: Phialemonium atrogriseum
Lineage: Eukaryota; Fungi; Ascomycota; Sordariomycetes; Cephalothecales; Cephalothecaceae
Product: protein split ends
Exons: 2
Coding region: 310-3894 (1194 amino acids)
Biological process (GO): RNA splicing
Cellular component (GO): ASAP complex; precatalytic spliceosome
Molecular function (GO): RNA binding
Source: RefSeq, a predicted model, not a curated record
CACCCGCCCGCCUAAUUAAGCUGGUUGGGAAAGGAUGGGGUCAGUGUGGUAGCUGGUCACGCAGCUUCUCCAGACGAAAGCAAACCGCAAAUUUUAUGCUUUUCUCCCCCAACCUUCCAACGAUCCUGCCAAGAGCGUAGUUACCCCAAGGGUAUCGGAUUCUCGACCUCUUGCGAUCAUUGCGAUCCCAUCUCAAGCCCUCUCUGCCUGCCCGGGCCUUUUCGCGUCGCGAUCUGGGCCAGGGAAUUUGCGCUGCCCGGCCAAUCCUCGUCCCUGCUUUUCCAAGCUAAGACGAGCCCGGCUGCAGCCAUGGAUUCAAGGCAGCCGCCACAACAACCUCCGCCAUUCUCACGGAAUGCUGCCUCGCCAUACAGUCGGCAAUCCUUCCCGCCGCCCACGACAACGGCCACACAACCAUCAGCAUAUUCGUCUGCAUCGCAUCCUGCCUCGACAACUCCUGCCUACUCCGAUCCCCAAAGAAGGCCGUCCGACAACGCGUAUUAUCCCCAGUCCCGAUCGUACCCGCCCGAGCCAAGCUCCCAUCCACAACCGCCACAUUCCCACUCGCGACAUCAAAGUACGUCAUCAAUAACUUCAGCUCCCUCGAUUAAUCGCUCCAUGCCGCCGCCCAACUCACCUCCGCAAGGCCCUGGUCCUGGUGCGCACCAGAUCGGCGCCGCUUACGGCCUGCCUCAUCCCCGGGCACCGCCGGUGUCGGUCGGCCCACCUACAGGUUUCUCCGGGGGUCGUGAGCUGCCGGCGCUGGGACACCUACCGCGGGCUGGGAGCACUGGAAGCAGCAUGUCGAUAUCGUCCAUGCUUGGUGGCCCUCCACCGGCUCGAGAAUCCGCUCCGCCCUCUCACUACCCGCCACCGCAUACCUCGGCUGGUAAUGUGCCGGGACCAUCUUAUUCGCCUUCAAUCCACGCUUCUCCUCGAAUACCCCCAAACGCGGCCGACUACGGACCUUUCAGACGGCCCCAGACGCCGGAACACGCUCAUAGAUUAUUUGACAACAGGGACCCAAGGGGUAGUGCUGCCGCGUCUCCCCAGCAUGGCUACGGGACGCCCGAAGUACAGCGUUACGGGACGCCACAGGCAUACCCGCAAAGAGGGCCUCCAAUGCCGGGUGCAGAACAGUCCAGAGAUAAGGCAAGGAUGCCGGGCGCCGCCAUUCCGCGACCCAGCAGCCAGCCCAAGUCCUUCCCGAGCGCGCCCCCUCCGCGACCGUUGGAUGUCGGUAGGCCACCACAGGGGCCACCACAGGGUGACAUUUACGGACGCAGGGACGAGGAAUACAACCCAGAACGGCCCCCAGUCAGAGUGUUGAAAUACGAGGAGCCGAGAUACCUAUCGGAGCGGGAGCGCCAGGAAAGAGAAUUUCAGCAAAGAGAGCGGGAACGGAGAGAGAGGGCCAUUUCAGGAGGCGGUGAUCCAGCUAGCCACCACCCGGUGCAUCAGGCCGAAUACUCGCAGCAGAUGGGCCAACGGGCCCAACCGGCUCCCUACAACCGGCAGCCAGAUCCGAGAGACAGGGGCGGCUGGCCGAGGCAGCAAGUGUAUGAGCCGUCGAGGGCUCCCUACGAUCCUGCGGCAUCAUUUCCGCGGCAACACCACGACUACCCGACCACGACAGCACCAUCAUACGGCGGACAUCCGACUUAUUCCCAACCCCCCGUUGAGCGCCAUCCUCCAUCGUCGCACCCGGCCCAGCAUGCCGUGGCUGCCCAUUCGGGGCAGGCUCCCUCCCAACCGUACGAAUCCCCCGAACGGCAACGGUUGAAUGCGCUUCAGCAUGCUCGCGAGCAACCGCCGCCUUCCCACCGACCUCGGCCCUUGGAUGAGGGCCCUGUGCCGCCACCCUCUGUCGCAUACGGUACCGCUGGCACGCCUGCUUUGUACGAACCCCCUAGAAAUAGGAGCAUGGACGAGGUAGCCCAGCCACCUCAUCAUCAGCGGACGUUGUUGCACAUACAGGAGAUCAACCGGAGAGGCAGGAUAUCUCCGUUGCCCCAGGCAGUGCAAGGCGCUCAGCCCCAAAUGUCUGGCCCGGCAGGAGAGCCGGGCAUCAAGUCAGAGUUUGGUCGCAUGUUCUCAGGAAUCGGCAGCGGAGUCGGGGCCAUUUCCAGUCCUGUGCCUGCCGGCGCGCAGCUGCCAUAUGCGCCCUCGGGAUUGCCCAGACGGGAGGAUUCCGAGGCCGCCCUCCAGGAUUCCGGCGCGGACGCGCAGGCCAAAAACCGGCGGGACCCCGUGCGAGGCAAGCGGAGAAAGCUCAAGGAUGAGGAUGGUAGGGAUGAUGAAGACGUUAGUGGCAGGCUCAGCCCUUCUGCCCGGGUCAAGCGAUCCAAACCCCACGCGCAUCAUCACCAUCAUCAUCAUCAUCAUCAUCACCAUCACCACGGCCAAGAAUCGGCUUCAUCCCCAUCCCAUGCCGGAAAUGCCCCGUUCAAGAAUGUCAAGGGUUCGGCACCCAUACCGUCCCCGACUGGGCCUUUUGCCAAGGACUUCCCAACGACUCACCAUCACCACAUUGCCCCUCGAUCAACGCCGCAGGCCGUCAACGCCCAUAUGCACGGCGCAAACUCUAGAUCGAUCGCGGGACCUCAACAAAGUCCGCGCCCCACCAUCUUCCCCAAGCCAAAGCAAAUGAUAUCUUCCAAGGCUGUGCUCGAUAGCGUUGCCGGUCUCCCACGUCAUCAUCUCGGAGACGUGCUCUAUGAACCCAUUCUCAAGCCGGCUCGACUUCACGAUCCGCGUACUGGCCGACCCCCGCGUCACGCAUACUCGUCGACGCCGAAGCCCUUGCCGUGGGAUCUAAUAGAAGACAAGCUGAACUGCACCUUAACAGUCAAGGUUGGGAAGCAACAUCUGAUACCCUCAGCGAGAGAGGAGAUUACCAGCCGCAGAGCCAUUUGGGGUACUGAAAUCUACACCGAUGACUCGGACGUGGUCGCGGCGUGCAUCCAUGGAGGCUGGAUCAGGGGCGAAUGGCCAGAUGACGUGGACCUUGAUGCGCUGGGCCUAGACGAGGGCCCCGAUAGCCCCGAUGCCAAGGAGGCCAAGAGCCGGAAGUCUACCGGCGCCAAGCAGCCAAACGGCAGCUCCGCGCAGCAGCACACCAGCCCAGACGUGCUCACCGAGCCGCCCAAGACCGGCCCCGUCGCCGUGCCCGAGAACCGCGACCUCCACGUCACGCUGCUCAUUCUCCCGCGGCUGGAGAAGUACGCGUCGACGGUGCGCUUCGGCAUCAAGAGCCGGGAGUUCGGCGGCAGGCUGGGCAGCGGCGGCGGCAGUGGCGGCGACGACGACGGGCCGCAGCAGCGGGCCGUGCACGACGGGCUCAGCUUCAUGGUCAGGGGCAUCCGCUGGGUGUCCAACGGGGCCGGCACCCAGAACCGGCUGAGGGGCAAGGCGAGGCGCGAGAGGAUCCGGAGGGCCCUCCGCGAGGUCGAGCUCGGGCCCUCGUGGGCGGGGAGCGUGGCGAAUAUUGACAAGAACGGGGCGGCGGCGGCGGCAGCAGCGGCAGCAGCAGCAGAUAAACAACCUGCCGCUGAUGUCGCGGGCGGGAUACGGUGGAAGCUCGCCGAUAAGCCGCCGAGCGAGGCGGAUAAGGAGAAUCAGCCGGUGGCGGAAGACGGUGACGGGCGGGAUGAUGGGCCGGGGGUGCCUACGCCCGGCAAAGAGGUGGAAGCUGAAGAGGAGAUGGCCUUGGACCAGCCCGAGGCAAGCGGUGGAGAGAAGAUGGCCGUCAACCAGCCCGAAGGAGGCGGUGAAGAGAAGGAGCCUGUUGAUGGAAAGGAAGAAGUUGGUGGGAAUGGAACUGUCGGUGGCAUGGCGGAGACUGGCACCGAAGGGGUUCACCCUCCUCUGCUGUUGGAGUCUACCGAGGGCUGAUGAUAAGGUUCCACCUCAUCCCUUUGCACUACGCUUUUGUACAUGUACUUUUAUUUGCUCCUCGGCAUUGUUGAUGCGUGUCGCAUUCAUGAUACCUCUGGGCUUUGCAUUUGGGGAUCCAUUGUAACUCUUUUCCUUUCCUUUCUAGGCGUUCUAUCGCACUAUUAUGGCCACGGAGCCCUCGCGGUUAGGUUUCGGGCGAGAAGGACUUCUCACAGCUUGCGUGUGGUAGGUACGCUUGUGUGGUGUGGUUUAGGGUACAGUAUACAGUACACAUAAUACAGGAUUGACCCC